UUACGCAACUGGGUUCCUGCGGACAUCAUAAUAGCAGCCUGAGAUGAGUAUAACGUAUUCACGAAUCGAGCAUCCUGGCCAUACAUUUCCUUUGCAGAGUAUGAGCUACCAUUACGACGGUGGCAGACAUGGCCAGGACCGAAACAGUCGCCAUUAUCGACUCCCACCACCACAUUCAUCAAUCCCAAUAGGGCUAAUUGCGGAUGAGCAACAGACAUCAUCACACCAGAGAACAGACGCACAGCAUUCGAGGAACGAUUUUCCUGCUCAGAGAGAAAACCUGCCAUCCGUCCACCAACUGCUCUCUGGGGGAAAUGCAGGCUACUUACCUUCUCUUCCUCCUCCUACUUCGCGCCAUGGCCAUAGCCUACAAAAUUCGCCAUCCAUACAUUCGCUUCCUCCAAGUUCACAUUACAAACCUCCACGGAAAUCCCAUGGAGGAUAUCCUGAUUAUUCCUCUUUAGCCACCUCUGGCGACAGAGAAUAUGAGGAUAAUCGAUCUCCGCAGUCUGGUACAUUGCCGCCAAUCUCGCAAGUGGGUAUGGAGGCCUCUUAUACACGUCCGUCCCAUAGAUCUCGUUCGCAUCUCGUCUCAGACGAAGAUUCUUCCAGAAGUCAGUCCAAAGAUGCCACAGCAAGCCCGCGGCAUUCUGAUCCGUCAUUAUCCCACUUCGUAUCAAGCCCCGGACAAGAGGGUUCGCGCCCUGGGUCACGAGGCCCCGCUGUUCCUAAUCAGGUCGUUGAUGAGCGGUACCUCCCAGGAAAAGGAGUCUGUUAUAUCUUUGCCGAUAACUCUUACUGCCCCAAACUGAUUGACGGCCAGCCAGUCAAUCCGAAUUGGGGUUUGACAAAGGCUGGGAAGGCCCGGAAACGCUUGGCGCAGGCCUGUAUUCCGUGCAGAGAAAAGAAAGUGAAAUGUCAGCCAAAUCUUCCGAAAUGUGACCAAUGUCAAAAGUCGGGGCGGGAGUGUAGGUUCGAAAGCGCACCUCGCGGGAGUCGGGCGAGAUCGUCUUCAUACGAUCCUCAAUCAGCGUGAACGAGAUGACUAGUUCAGAUGCGGCAAAUAGACAUUCUUUCAAAUUACUUCGGAAGACGACCUCACGGUACAUGUUCAAUACCUCGACAGGAUACUGAUUUCUUUGCCAAAUACGCAAUAUUCCACUUUCUCCGAAACAAUCCUAGCGCAAGAGACCCGCCGAUAAUCCUGCGGUUCGGAAGGAGCUUUUCAUGAGGGCUAUAACCCCGUGAUUCUUUGAAAAUAGAUUCACGGCUGGGAUUUUUUUUUCCAUUGAUGGCCUUCGUACGGCGCAACAACUUUGAAUGGAACAAAUGAACCAUUUGUGUCGACAACCGAAGAUCCGCAGUAGUCAAACUGACUCGUUAGUGGGACCCGGACCAAAUGUGGCUGGAGAUAUUGGCAUCGUGGCUGUUGCAUCCCGAAAAGCGAUAUAGCGGCUCUCGGAAGAGGAGAUUUGCACUCAUCUUGAUAUCAGUAGUCUUGAUGUAGUCGGUCAACACAACAUUGAUGGCGAAAGCGCGAUACGACAGAAAUUGGAGAACAAUUGCAUUGCAUUGUAUACCUGUGUAAUGCUGUGCCGUCCAAAGUCAAGGUAGCAAUUGACGGGUCUGGACCUGCUGCUAUCCCUGUGUCACUAUCGACACACAUGAUGAAUGAUGUUAAACUCGGCGUUGCACGAUUAUCAUUCCGAGCGAGGUAUGCUGUUUCGCAGAAUUUCACGAAUGUACGGAGUACAAGGUGACCUCUAUGAUAAUAAAUUUGUCGUGUAUUCUAAGUUGCUUUGAAGCAGCAAUACAUAUUAUCGUCGUCCU
Talaromyces stipitatus ATCC 10500 is the source of this 1830-nucleotide messenger RNA. RefSeq lists its product as uncharacterized. The record is from RefSeq and is a predicted model, not a curated record. Gene Ontology annotation, biological process: regulation of DNA-templated transcription. Bases 44 to 1036 code for a protein of 330 amino acids. The transcript has 2 exons. NCBI's taxonomy places the organism in Eukaryota, Fungi, Ascomycota, Eurotiomycetes, Eurotiales, Trichocomaceae. Gene Ontology annotation, cellular component: nucleus. Gene Ontology annotation, molecular function: DNA-binding transcription factor activity, RNA polymerase II-specific; zinc ion binding.